Messenger RNA from Anopheles coluzzii, 3390 nucleotides. Its product is annotated as putative ferric-chelate reductase 1 homolog. Lineage: Eukaryota; Metazoa; Arthropoda; Insecta; Diptera; Culicidae. The record is from RefSeq and is a predicted model, not a curated record. The coding region runs from base 375 to 2288 and encodes 637 amino acids. Gene Ontology annotation, molecular function: oxidoreductase activity, acting on metal ions. The transcript has 9 exons.
GAUCGGCUUAAGCGCGCUCAGUUACUGUGCAGGAGCUCUGGCGACCGGAACGCGCGCUGGUCCAGUGUCUGAGUGUCGGUGGAACGUUUGUUAAAAAGCUCGCGAGUGCUCCCACCCUCGUUGUCUGUCGAAUGCGUUUUGUGGGUCGCAAUAACGGAGGUGGAAUAAUAGUACGAAAAGGGAACGUAAAGAGAAACAAAAUAGUGCCAAACAGCAAGUGCGAACGCCGCACUGUGUCCGCGUGUGUACUCUUCUGACCCUUCGUGUGUGUGUGUGGUUUGCUGGUGUAUCGUGCUGCAAAAGGUGUACAGUGAAAAAACAAAAAAAUAAUUCGUUCUGAAAGAUCAACUCAAGGAUAAGGAGUUUCCUUCACCAUGCUACCUCUACUUUGCUUGGCACUCGUGCUGAGCACGCUAGUGCCAUCGUACGGAUUGCCGAACGGUGCGCCAACGUCGGUCUGCGACAACAUGCUGCCGUUCCACGGUGGAGGCAUCCCACCGCUCACCACCAAGACGCCGUUCCUGAUCACGCCCCAAACGUCGGUAGUCGGUAGCGGGCAGAUGCUCAAGAUCGAUAUCGAGUCCUUCCCCGCCAACAUUGUGUUCAAGGGCUACAUGAUACAGGCCCGUGCUGCCGACCCGCCGAACAACAUUGUCGGCCGGUUUGUCGACUCGGAUGCGAGCGCGAUCAAGCUGAUCGACUGUCAGGCCGGAGGAGAUACGGCCACACACACCAACACCAGCCCGAAGCAGGAGCUGACGCUUGAGUGGACCGCUCCGGACAACUUCGUUGGCGAUGUGAUCUUCAACGCUACGAUCGCGCAGGACUACGACAAGUUCUGGGUUGGCAUUCCGUCGGAGCGGGUGCGCGUGGUCGCUAGCUCGACGACGGUGGCGCCCGGUACGGCACCGACCAAGCGCCCGACCACGACGACAACAGUGCCACCUUACCGGCCGGCACAAACAGAAGCGCCGGUAGCGGCCGACCCGAUCUACGAGGAGUGCGGACAGAGCAAGGGAUGCUUCGGAUUUCCGGAGGGAUGCGUCGAUAGCAAGAACUGCCGGGCGGUGGUCACUAUCGCGGUGCUGGGAGCGCGUUACGUAUUUGAAAUGAAGGCAGGAUACAAUCGUCCUGCUUACGUUGCCUUCGGACUGUCCAGUGACGCCAAGAUGGGUGAAGACUCCGUGAUUGAAUGUGUUCCGGAACAGGGUACGGUAAACGCUUACGCCUCGUGGACCACGGUUGGUCCAUAUGGAUCCACACGUUUGGGAGUGCCGCAAAACAUCUUCCAAGUGCUGGAGAAGUCGUACAAUGAUGGUGUGAUUUACUGCAAAGUGGAACGCGACGCUGUCAGUACGGUCAAGGGCCAGAAGUUUGAUCUGCUGAACGAUAAGUUCCAUCUGCUGCUUGCUGCCGGAUCAUCGGUGGAAUCAACCAACGUCAACUAUCACGACAUCGGCCGUCACGUGUCGGGCAGCCCGCAGUCACUGGCGGAGGUUGGCCCGGUGCAGGGAUCUUCGAAGCUGUUGCUCCGCCUGCACGGUGCCUUCAUGAUCACCGCCUGGAUCGGAACGGCUUCGCUCGGCAUUCUUCUUGCCCGCUACUUCCGCCAGACCUGGGUUGGCAGUCAGAUGUGCGGCAAAGAUCAGUGGUUUGCGUGGCAUCGAUUCCUGAUGAUUGUCACGUGGGCCCUCACAGUCGCAGGUAUUGUGGUAAUUUUUGUUGAAAUCGGAGGCUGGUCGCAGGUUCGCAAUCCUCACGCCAUUCUCGGCAUCGUCACGACUGUACUGUGCUUCCUGCAACCCAUCGGUGCAUUCUUCCGGCCACAUCCGGGCUCGAGCAAGCGGCCCAUCUUCAACUGGCUGCACUGGCUGGGUGGAAAUCUGGCGCACGUGAUCGCGAUCGUUGCUAUCUUCUUUGCCGUACAGCUGCAGAAGGCGGAACUGCCCGAGUGGAUGGACUUUAUCCUUGUCGCGUUCGUCGCCUUCCACGUGUUUAUGCAUCUGAUUUUCUCCAUCUUCUCCUGGAUACAGAUCGGUGGUUGCGUGAGCGAGCGAAGAAGUGGCCAGCGUGUGACGUCCUUCCCAAUGGCCGAUAUGACUCCGUCGCGAAAUUCCAUGAGCUCCAGCGAACGGAAACAGGAUGCUGCUUUCUCGGGCUUCCGUAAGUCGAUGCUAUUCCUGUACAUACUGAUCGUGCUCGGACUGGUCAUUGCGAUGGUGGUGAUUGUCGUCCUAGCGCCGAUUGAAGCCGCUUACAACAGUAUCAAGGAUCAGAUUAUGAACUAAAGCGCAUGUCAUCGAAACGGUGAUGUAGCGCAUUAAUCUAAACGGUGCAAGUAACCCGGAAAGCAAAUGAGAGCGUCCAUCUUUUAACUGAUAAGUGAUGUAAAAAUGUGUACAUGUUGGAUGGUUUGUGUGCUAUCACUAUUCUAGAGAGCAAUUUCUAGCGGGUCAGUAGUGGAAAGAAAAAAAAAAACGCAAACAAUUCAAACCGCUCAAAAUGAAGCUAAUCGCUCGAUGCGAAUCACGUGACACAUAGCGCAUCGGUAGUAUUGACAGAAGUUGGAGCAACGAAGAGGUUAUGUUGCGCAGAUUUGAUAAUCGAUGUUGUAGAUAUCAGUUCCAUCUUUCUUCCCAUCAACUUUCCAUUGACGUCCUUGUUCUCCUUUGCCCAUUUCCCGUUUCCCCUAUUGUAAGUGGUACUUAUGAUCGUUUUUUCUGGAAAGUGUAUUAUUUGUCGAAAAGUGAACGAAGGGCAGAAGAUGAAGAAACAAAAAACUCAGACAGCGUCUAUUCAAUCCCACAGAAAAAAAAAAACUCAGCGAGCGAGAAAAACAACAACAGAAACACAAGCAUCGAAAGAGGAAAGAUCGUGCGUUUGGUACGCUCUCCCUUCGAUACUGAGAUGUUCAGAAUUAGGUGUGAAAUAUUUAUAACAGAAAAAAAGUAUAGCCAACCACAGGUAGAAAAACAAGCUGUGCCUUGUCGGCCGGGUGUGCCUUGAAAGCAAUGAGCAGUUGUAGCAUUUUUGUAAAAGUUUGCUUUGUGUAAGAUUAUUUCCGUCCGUCCUAGAUCAUUUCCGGGUGUAGCGAACCACUGGUCUGCACCAGUGAGUAUACACUGUUUAUGUUUGUAUUUUGUGCGCUAUUUGCAGUCGUUCAAUAAUUUCCACUUAUCAAUUUAUUUAAGCUUUCGCUGGUGCGUUUGCCUAGUGCCAGCAGCAGCAACAUACUAUUUAGCUUCAAAACAAAAACAUGCAAAACAAACGCAAAAACCAGUACUGUAUUAUGCACGACACAAAACGCUGCGCAUUCUGUUGAGGUAGGCUAACUUCUUAGAGCGUACUUAAGUUGAAACAUAAUAAAUGUUGCCAUUGCUAAAACGUUAA